Calliphora vicina (urban bluebottle blowfly) is the source of this 2824-nucleotide messenger RNA. Its product is annotated as IWS1-like protein. Gene Ontology annotation, cellular component: nucleus. Bases 174 to 2435 code for a protein of 753 amino acids. Gene Ontology annotation, biological process: poly(A)+ mRNA export from nucleus. NCBI's taxonomy places the organism in Eukaryota, Metazoa, Arthropoda, Insecta, Diptera, Calliphoridae. The transcript has 5 exons. The record is from RefSeq and is a predicted model, not a curated record.
AAAAGAAGAACAAGAAGAAGCAUCAUUUUAUAAAAGUAAAAAAUGAAAAUUGUUUUAAGACGCGUAAUUUUUCCAAUUGUAUAGAAAAAUAUUGAAAUUCUCCUCAUUGUGGUGAUUAUUUUGUAGCAUACCGGUUUUCCCGGCAUUGGAUAAGUGUAAAUAAAAUAGUUAAAAUGCCGUCUGUGGAAAAUGGCGAAAACGAACCAGCAGAAUGCGGCGUAGAAAAACCAAUAGAAAGUGAUCAGCCGGCGUCUCCUUCGCCGGAAAAACAACGCAAAUCCAGAAGUCGCAGCAGAUCUGCGACGCCUGAAGCGGUUGAUGCCAAUACAGCAAAAGAUGUGAGAUCUAGUAAAUCACGUUCUCGUAGUCCAAAUGAAGCAAAUAUUACAAAAGAUACGGACAGAUCGAGUAAAUCACGCUCAAGGUCUCGAUCUCGCAGUUCAAAUGCUGGACCAGCAUCUCCGAAUACAACAGGUGAAGUGGAGGAAAAGGAAGUAGUUAGAAGUUCAAAGUCCCGCAGUCGUAGUGGUAGCCCUCAGAAAAAUGGUGAGGAAAGUCGUAAAAGCCGCAGUCGUAGUCGUCAACGCAGUCGUAGCGGUUCCAAAUCUAAAAGUCGCAGCAGAUCUCGAUCUGUGAGUGGUUCGCCCGGUAGACGUUCACGUAGUGGUUCCCGCAGGAGCCGUUCAGGUUCUCGGCGUUCCAGGAGUGGCUCGAAAAGAAGUCGAUCUGGCAGUGGAUCGCGUAGUCGUUCACGUUCCGGUUCGAGAAGGUCGAGAUCGGGUUCCAGAAGAUCCAGAUCGGGUUCAAGAAGAUCCAGAUCAGGUUCAAGAAGAUCUAGAUCGGGUUCCCGAAGAUCCCGCUCUGGCUCUCAAAGAUCGCGAUCAGGUUCCCGUAGAUCUAGAUCAGGUUCAAGACGAUCACGUUCGGGUUCCAGACGUUCUCGUUCAGGUACUGGAUCACGUUCUCGUAGUCGUUCUAAAUCUGGCUCUCGUUCACGAUCUCGCAGUGGAUCUAGACGUUCGCGUAGCGGUUCCAGACGCUCACGGAGUCGUUCAGGAUCCAGACGUGGUCGCAGCGGUUCCAGACGCUCUCGCAGUGGCUCCCGUCGUUCCAGAUCAGUUGGUAGACGUUCUCGCUCAGGCUCAGCUGCAUCUCGUUCUAGAUCUCGAUCCCGUAGUGGCUCAAGAUCAUCCAGAUCACGCUCUCGUUCUCGUAGUAAAUCCGGAAGUAGAUCUCGUUCUCGCCCAAGAUCAAAAUCACGUUCUAGAUCGAAAUCAAGAUCGCGUAGUGGAUCUAUAUCUCCAACAUCUAAAGCUAAGAAAGCACAUAAACGCAAUGUUCUAAGUGAUUCAGAGGGAGAAGAUGAUCCCUCUGUGGUUCAAAAGAAACGACCAAAAAUUACGGAUACCGAUAAUGAAGACGACGAUGAUGAUAAAGUGGUAGAAGAGGGUGAGGGAGGAGCUCAGGCCGAAAGUAAGAAAGUGGUGGACAGUUCGGAUGAUGAUGAGAAUUUGCCAAUAGACAAUGAUAGAGGAAAUGAUAAUUUCAUUUCCGAUUUUGAUGCCAUGUUGUUGCGUAAAAAGGAUGAGAAACGUUUCAAGCGUCGUAAGCGUGAUAUUGAUUUAAUCAAUGACAAUGAUGAUCUCAUCGAUCAAUUGAUAAUGAAUAUGAAAGGAGCUUCCGAUGAAGAUCGUCAAUUGAAUGUGGUAGGUAAACCGGCCACAAAGAAGAUUGCCAUUUUGAAGCAGUGCAUGUCGCAGUUGAUUAAAAAAGAUUUACAGUUGGCCUUUUUGGAGCACAAUAUACUCAAUGUACUGACUGAUUGGUUGGCACCAUUACCCAACAAAAGUUUGCCCUGCUUACAAAUCAGAGAUAGUAUUCUAAAAUUAUUAGAAGAUUUUCCUCCCAUUGACAAAAGUUACCUUAAACAGUCUGGUAUUGGAAAAGCUGUCAUGUACUUGUAUAAACAUCCUAAAGAGACAAAACAAAAUCGUGAUAGAGCUGGCCGUAUAAUAUCGGAAUGGGCACGUCCUAUUUUCAAUUUAAGUUGUGAUUUCAAGGCCAUGUCGAAGGAGGAACGACAGGAAAGAGACAUGCGUCAGAUACAAAAUACCCGUAAGAAAACACCUGAACCCGAACCAACAACAUCCAAGAAACGUAAAGGCCUUCAUUCUGCCCUUACCACCGCCGAAGAUAAAACUUUAGGUCCCGGUGAUAAGGGUUGGGUGGCCCGUGCCCGCGUACCAUUGCCCUCGAAUAAAGAUUAUUUAGUGCGACCGAAAUCGACAGUAGAGGGUACGGUCUCAGGAACACAGAAACGUAAACCAAAUCGUUUUGAAAAGCAUAUGAAAAAGUUCAUGGAUCAAAAAAGACUUAAGGGCGGUGCACGCAGAGCUGUGGAGAUUUCUAUAGAGGGCCGUAAAAUGGCUUUAUAAAUACAUAGUUUGGGAAAUAUUAAAAUAGAAAUUAUCAUUAAUAUCCAUAUUUAGAAUUGUAUAAGUUUAUAUUUUUCCUACUUAAUUUCAAUGAUUUCUUUUAUUUUGAAUAUUCUUUAAAGUAAUUUUUGAAAUUUGCUUAAAAAAAUGUAACACAUUUUCCCUUUAUUUAUAACAUUAGUAAAUACAUGCAGCCGUAUUUAAAAUCAUGACAUUUGAUGACUUCGGAAAUGAACCACUCUUGUACUCUUGACAGUAUACUUCGUAUUCAAGAAGAGUUGUGUUCAACUUUGUAAGAUUAUCUGCUAGUCUGUGCUUAUACUGUCUAUAAGAAGUAUGUGAAUGUAAAUUUUCAAUACGGCUGUUACAUAUAAAUAUAAUUGAGAAAA